AUGGACGAAAAUAAACCAACACCGUCCAUUGAAGAUGAUGUAACCACCGCUGACAGCCGGAGAGUUGGAACGCGCCACCCUAUCUACCGUGGCGUCCGGAAACGGCGAUGGGGAAGAUGGGUAUCAGAAAUUCGGGAACCGAAGAAGAAAUCUCGUAUAUGGCUAGGGUCAUUCCCGGUGCCGGAGAUGGCCGCAAAAGCCUACGACGUCGCAGUAUAUUGCCUCAAAGGCCGAAAAGCGCAACUCAAUUUUCCCAACGAGGUCGAAAAUCUACCACUUCCGGCCACACCUACGGCUAGAGACAUUCAAGCCGCGGCGGCCAAGGCGGCGAGUAUGAUGAAAUCUUCUCUUGAUGAGAAGGGUUGCAUUGUGUCUGAUGGAGAUAGCGGUGGCGAUGAUUUCUGGGGUGAGAUUGAGUUGCCGGAGCUGAUGGAGAGCGAGUGUUGCUGGAGUUCUCCGAGUGAUAUGACGGUGUGGACGGAGGUUGAGGUUUUGGCGCAGCAACCUUUGAUGUCGGCUUGUUUUAAUAACUAA
This is a messenger RNA of Lathyrus sativus (Indian pea), 534 nucleotides long. The record is from the annotation of a GenBank genome assembly. Lineage: Eukaryota; Viridiplantae; Streptophyta; Magnoliopsida; Fabales; Fabaceae.